CACGUUUUUACCCUUUUGGAGGAUUUUACACUCAAAUAGAGAGCUCAGGAGUCCGCUCAAAAGCCUCACACCAGCUAGCUACCGCCGCUUGUCUUCAGCACCCGCCGCCGCCGAUUCCUCUCGCCAGGAUGGCUCAGUUACAAGCGAUCUCUUCGUGUUCGUCCUCCAAUCGUCUUUUCCAUGGCUCUAAAAAAGAUUCAGCUGGUAUUGGCCACAAAUUUCUGUGCCCCAGAAAAGUAGCUCCACAACAAGAGCUAGGGGUGAAGGCCAGUGAAUUUCAUGGUCCUGCUGUCAUCCAAAAAGCGGCCAACUUUGGUGUCAAACGUGGCAAUCAUGCUAUCCGAGCAGUUUUAGCUAGUGAUAAGGAGGCAUCAACUUCCAAUGGUGUGGAUGAAAAAGUUUUGCGUAAAAAGUUGGACAAAGUGGUCCUGGCCUACAGUGGUGGUUUAGAUACAUCCGUAAUUGUUCCUUGGCUCAGGGAGAACUAUGGUUGUGAGGUUGUUUGCUUCACUGCCGAUGUUGGUCAAGGCUUGCAAGAAUUGGAAGGUUUGGAACAAAAGGCCAAGGCUAGUGGGGCAUGCCAACUAGUUGUAAAGGAUUUGAAAGAGGAGUUUGUGAAAGAUUUUAUCUUUCCUUGCUUACGAGCUGGUGCCAUCUAUGAGAGAAAGUACUUGCUUGGGACUUCAAUGGCUCGUCCAGUGAUUGCAAAGGCUAUGGUUGAUGUUGCCAAAGAGGUUGGAGCUGAUGCAGUUUCACAUGGUUGCACCGGGAAAGGAAAUGAUCAAGUCCGGUUUGAGCUCACAUUCUUUGCUCUAAAUCCAGAUCUCAGCGUGGUUGCUCCUUGGAGGGAAUGGGAAAUAACUGGAAGAGAAGAUGCCAUUGAGUAUGCUAAAAAGCAUAAUGUGCCUGUUCCUGUCACCAAGAAAUCCAUUUAUAGCCGAGAUAGGAAUCUGUGGCAUCUCAGUCAUGAGAUCUCUAUUGUUACUGGUAAUCUGUUUCAAGAAGCUUUGAGUUUUGUACUUUUCAUCUUCUACAUCAUUGUGGAGAGAGAUAUUUGUGGAACAAAUGGUGAUAUCUUGGAGGACCCAGCAAAUGAGCCGAAGGAGGACAUGUACAUGAUGAGUGUGGACCCAAAAGAGGCACCCGACCAACCCCAGUACCUAAAAAUCGGCAUAGUUGAAGGCAUUCCUGUCUCGAUCAACGGGAAAGAACUUUCUCCCGCAACCCUCCUCUCAGAGCUGAACGAAAUAGGCGGGAAGCACGGUGUGGGGCGAAUAGAUAUGGUCGAAAAUAGGCUCGUGGGCGUGAAGAGCCGUGGGGUCUACGAGACUCCCGGUGGGACCAUCCUCUUUGCUGCUGCCCGUGAGCUCGAGUCCCUCACGCUCGACCGUGAGACGAUGCAGGUAAAAGACUCUCUUGCCCUUAAGUACGCUGAGCUGGUUUAUGCGGGUCGAUGGUUCGACCCGCUCCGCGAGUCCAUGGAUGCUUUCAUGAAGGAAAUCACCAAGACCACCACUGGGUCAGUGACACUUAAGCUUUAUAAGGGGUCGGUUAGUGUUACGGGCCGAGAAAGCCCGUAUAGCCUUUAUAGGGAGGAUAUUUCGUCGUUUGAGACUGGGGAGAUUUACAAUCAGGCUGAUGCGGCUGGUUUUAUCCGUCUUUACGGGCUGCCGAUGAGAGUUCGGGCUAUGCUUGAGAAAGGGCUCUGAUGCGUUUUUUAGGGCCCGUUUGGGGAUUCUGUUGGCUGGACUGUAUUGUUUGUCCAAUUUGAUACUUAUUGUUUACUGCUGCAAAUUGUUGUGGUAUCAUGUGAGAUGGUUGGUAUCUUGAGUUUAAUUGAUGCUGUUCUUCGCUUUUUGACAAUUUCUAGCUCUACUGAUUCUUAUAUGUGGGUUAAAAUGCGUAUAUAUGCCCCUUGAAGCCUUUUCA
Striga asiatica is the source of this 1929-nucleotide messenger RNA. NCBI's taxonomy places the organism in Eukaryota, Viridiplantae, Streptophyta, Magnoliopsida, Lamiales, Orobanchaceae. The record is from the annotation of a GenBank genome assembly.